Agelaius phoeniceus (red-winged blackbird) is the source of this 1948-nucleotide messenger RNA. The record is from RefSeq and is a predicted model, not a curated record. NCBI's taxonomy places the organism in Eukaryota, Metazoa, Chordata, Aves, Passeriformes, Icteridae.
UGGCGCCCUGGCCCCGGCCCUUCUCCCACCUCGCCUACCCCACCGCCCAUGGGACUGCCAAAAUCCACCUCCCGUGUCAGGGGAGGAUUGGGCGGGAUCGCUGAGUCCGGGAGGCUUUCUGGCCUUAAAGGACUUCUCUGCUUUACCCAGGCAUAUGGGGAAUUCUAGCAUUUCUGUAGCUCGCUGCGGGGGCGGUGACAAUACAUGCCUAUGGAGCUGGUCGGUAUGAGAAAUGACAUGGAAAAGGGGAUGGAUUGUAUUCAACGUAAUUUGCAUAGGUUAAAUAUGUAAUAUGUGCAUCUUAGCUGAGUUAAUAUUGUUCUAGGACCUUAACUCUUGCCAACUUGAGAAUCAGAAGGCAACGUUAUAGUUGCAUUAAGAUAAAUAUUUGCUGUUUGUAAGAAUUUGCUACCAUGUAAGAAUAAUGGGUGAUUCAUUGCACCACAAAUAUAUCUGUUCCCCAUCGGAUAUUUGCAUUUAAUAUAACUUAGGUAUAUCUUCAAUUUCUAGAAUCUGAGCUCUUGUUCUAUUUGGUUUAAGGAAAUAAGCAUCCCUGAUGGUCCUCCCCCUUUUCCCUAGAAACAUGUCUAUGCUUUUGAAGGCCUUGGGAAAAAUUUUUUCAACCCUAUAUACCACCUUGUCAGUAUCAUUUAUCCUGGCUAGCCUAAUGGUGCAUUACUGGGUUAUGCCGGACAAAGUAGUAACCUACUUUUUGUUCUGGAUUUAAUCCGUGUAAGAAAUGUUGUAUGCAAUGAAUACAUGGGGGUUGGAACAAGGACCAUGCUUGUCUUGGGAUGCCUUUCUUUGAGUAAUGCAAACUUCCUUUUAAUUGUCAUGCAUUUUUCUAGUAAAAGCUCUGCAAGUCUGCAAUAAAAAUGGCCUCCAAUAAAACUACAUUGCACAAAAUGGGAAAGAAACAGAAUGGCAAAGGUAAAAAAGUUGAAGAGGCAGAGCCUGAAGAAUUUGUUGUGGAGAAAGUCCUGGACAGACGUGUUGUAAAUGGAAAGGUGGAAUACUACUUGAAGUGGAAAGGAUUUACAGAUGCUGACAACACAUGGGAACCUGAAGAGAACUUAGAUUGUCCAGAGCUAAUUGAAGCUUUUCUGAACUCUCAGAAAGCUGGUAAAGAAAAAACAGAUGGUGCCAAAAGAAAAUCUUUGUCAGAUAGCGAAUCUGAUGAUAGUAAAUCAAAGAAAAAGCGUGAUUCUGUUGAUAAGCCAAGAGGGUUUGCAAGGGGUCUUGAUCCUGAGCGGAUAAUUGGGGCUACGGAUAGCAGUGGAGAGCUUAUGUUCCUCAUGAAAUGGAAAGACUCUGAUGAGGCAGAUCUGGUGCUGGCCAAAGAAGCUAAUGUGAAGUGUCCUCAGAUUGUAAUCGCUUUUUAUGAAGAACGGCUAACUUGGCAUUCAUGCCCAGAAGAUGAAGCACAAUAAUUGUUUGCAUUGCUUUUUUUAUAUAUAAGAAUAUUAAAACCCGAAAUUUGAUUUAUUAGCAAUGUGAGAAGCAUACAUUCUAACAAGUUUCAAAUUUGAUAUUUUUUUGAAGUAGUAUGUUUUGCAUCAACAGCAAGUAAAUAAAAGCUUUCUGCAACUUGUUUCAUUUACCACAAGAGAGCAUUUGAUACUACUACUUCCUCCAUAUUAGGUAAAAGCUUUUAUAAAACAUUGAUGAACUUCCUUAGUUAUUACAGGAUCAUAAUGAAUGUCUAAACAAACUCACAGAUGUUUUGUAGUCUUCUAUACUAUUGAUGUGCAUGUAUCUUCUUUACCCAAACCUAGCCCUUUAAACCUGUAAGGUCAUUCUUUCUAGUAUUUGGGAUCACUCGGUCUUAAGAAGACCAGGUGAAAACUAACUUUGUAGUAAUUUGAAUGUUAUCAGACUGUAUAUUGUUUACUUUAUUGUAAAUACUGGUGAGCAGUGGUCAAUAAAAUAGUUUUAUAUUCUUCCUUUA